This is a messenger RNA of Bacillus rossius redtenbacheri, 4375 nucleotides long. Its product is annotated as transmembrane protein 64. The transcript has 4 exons. Bases 206 to 1021 code for a protein of 271 amino acids. NCBI's taxonomy places the organism in Eukaryota, Metazoa, Arthropoda, Insecta, Phasmatodea, Bacillidae. The record is from RefSeq and is a predicted model, not a curated record. Gene Ontology annotation, cellular component: endoplasmic reticulum. Gene Ontology annotation, biological process: regulation of cytosolic calcium ion concentration.
AAUGUAAUUAAAAUAGCAGAGUCUAUUCAGCAUAAACAAACAUUUGCAAAAACCUGUCAACGUCAAGUUGUCAACUUUGAUGAAGUGAUAAGCAAGAGUAUAUACUUGUGUAGCGAGUCCGUUAUCUGCAAUGCUCUUUCAAACUAGCCGAUACUCGCACGCAAUGUCUCCCGGCCCGCGGCUCGCUCGCUCUUAACACCAGGACAUGGAGUCGGUGGCGGCGAUCAACCUGGAGGAAGGGGUGUCGCACCUGCGCUCCUUGAAGGGCCUGCAGCCGUUCCGUUUCGGCGUGGUGAGCUGCAACUUCCUGUACCACUGCGCCAUCAUCACGGUGGCGCUGGUGAUCGUGGUGGUGCUGGCGCUCGAGUGCAAGGACUACGUGCGCUCGCUGCUGCUGUGGCUGGAAGGCCAGCAGCACUGGGUCACGUGCUCGCUGUUCCUCGUGCUGUUCACGCUGGUCGCGUUUCCCUUCCUCUGGGGCUACACGUUCCUGCUCGUGUCGUCGGGCUACCUGUUCGGCGUGUUGCGCGGCCUGCCCACCGUCGUGGUGACGGCUAACCUCGGCGUGGCCAUCGCGCACUCGGCCAUGCGCGCGUUCGGCGCCAGCCUGCCCGUGGCGCGCCUCGCCGCCAACAGCAAGGUGAGCGCCGUGCUGGCCGUCAUCUCGGACCCGCGCGCCUUCAAGGUGGCGGUGUGCGCGCGCCUCGUGCCCAUCCCCUUCGGGCUGCAGAACGCAGUGUUCGCGCUGAGCAGCAUCGGCACGAAGCCCUACCUGGUGGCCUCCUUCCUGGGCCUCUUGCCGGCGCAGGUGAUCAACGUGUACCUGGGCAGCACGCUGCGCUCCAUGGAGGAGGUGCUGAGCAACAAGGCCAACGCCAUCACGGGCGCCGUCGUGUUCCUCCAGAUUGCAGCGGGAGUGUCCCUCAUGAUGUACGUGGCGAUGAAGGCGCGGAUAGAGCUGCGCAAGGCCCUGAACGAAGACGUGUCAUCUGCCAUCGCCAAGCCUCUGUGUGAAGUGUGAAUACAAGCACGUGCGGCACCUGGGCCAGACAACCGUCCAGGCCCCCUCACCUAGCAGGGCCCCAUGCUUAGCAGGGCCCAGUGACAAGCUGGGCUCCGAGACUAGCUGGGCUCCGCGACUUUCAGUACCUUUUAUUUUUGUAAAAAUUUGUGGUAUUAUUGUGAAAAAGGAAGGAUAAAAUUUUUACUAGCAUGUAAUUGAAAGUGCUUGUCAACACAUUUUGUUUUGAAAUGAGUUUUCGUGAUUUCAUGUAGGAAAAACUUUCAUAUAUUGCCAUGAUUUCGUCGUAAUUGUAUUGUAAUAAUUUUUAUAAAACCAAUCAAAAGUUUAUUUACUGAUGUUGGUUGAGGAAGGGAUAUAAAAAUUGUCUGAAGCCAAAUCGGCUAAACCAUUGUUGAAAUUUAUUGGCUUAAACACAUGUUGUUUUAAGAUUUUAUUUUUUAUAUUUUCUAGGGCGUGGUCCCUGUUCAAGCUCCUCUCGAGAACAUCAGGACCUGCACAAGUGCAUGGUCUAGGGCCCCACUGUUAAGUUCCAACUAUACCCGCCCAUAUCUGAGAUGACAAAGGACACCCUACCUUUAGGGCGUCAGAUAGGAAUUGGUUGAAGCCUACUGCUGUAUUUAGUACCUACUAUAUGUGUCUAAAUGAUUUAACAGUAAGUUAUUUUAGUUUUUCAAAUGAAUUUCAUGAAAGUUAUAUAAUUUGUAGUUCUGAAGAAGAGCCUCUUUUCUGAAGGGAAAAAAAACCUUAAAUAUUUAUUAACUUUCUUUUUAAACUUCCUGACAUGUUUCCCAGUAAUUUUUUAUAAGUGUAUGUGAUACUUUAAGUAGUUUACCUCUUUAAUGUGUGGUUGGGAUAAGUAUAUGUACUAAAAAUACUGUGAUAUCGUGAAAAGGGUCAGCUGGAUUUGUUUAGCUAUAUUGAUAAUACUUAAAAAUAAUGUGGAUUGUUAGUUGGUUAAGUUUGCUCAAUUGAAAAUAGUACUUUAAAGUAAUGUUAAUGAUUGGUUAGGAUUGGUUAUUUACAUAAAAAGAAAAGAACAUUAAAAUCAUUACGAAUUACCAAUUGAAAAUAUCCCUAAGUAACUUCCUAACCAACCAUCCUUAGAAGUUUAAAGUUUUUUUUUUUAAUGUUGCUAAGAUGCUAACUGAACCAAAUGUUAACACCAUUUCACAGUAGUUUUUUAUGUAGCAACCUAACCACCUGUUCACACAAUUUCACAUUCUUUUAAUGUAUCCACCCUAACCACUAAUUGAUUUGGUAAAACUACUUUAAGUUUCAAAGUGCCCUCCAAGAUAAUAAUUUUAAAGGAUGUUAGAAAGUAAAGUAAAGUUUAAAAAAAAAAACAUUUUAGUAUUUUUUUUAUUUUUAUGAAAUUAUUAUUGUUAUUAUUAUUUUUUCUUUCAAAAUUACCAAAACUUGUCAAGUUGCAAUUCAUAGAGUACAUAUAUAUUACAAAUUUUAAGGGAGUGAAAGGCAAAGAUGAACAUUUGAUACAGAAUUUUAUAACUAACGUAAGUUUUUUACACAGAUUUUUACAUCUUUUUAUGUUGUAAGUACUGAUUUUUUGCAUAGCUUUUGCCUUAUUUUAACACCACUUUUGGUCAAUUUUAUUUACCAUUUUCUGGGUGUCUAACUAUGGUUUAAACAUAUUUUAAAUAUAUUAAUUUGCACUGUUGUUGCUUGCUGCCCCAUUGAAAUAAACGUAUGUAUAAAUUAAUUUUUUUUCACAAGUAAAGAGAAAGUAUUAUUCCUUUACCAUAAACUCAUUAUUGUUUUAUCAGCUAGCAAGUUCAUUCAAAUUCCCAAGGAAAUAUUCCAAUUCCUAAUUUACAGCUUAUUUAAAGAAAACAGGAAAAAAAAAUUGUUGCUAAGCACACAAAAGUUGUACUAUAUGUAUAAGGAUUUAAAAAAAGUCUCUAUAACCAAGUAAUUUAUUUAUUUUAUUUAUAGUAUAAAUACUUCCAUUGAAAUGAUGAGUAAAAAUUGUUAUUAAAAGUUUAAGCAGAUGUAGAUGUUUCUCUAGCAUAUAAUUUUUUUUUGUGCACAUUGAUCUGACUGCUAUGAGGCAAAGUUGCUUUUUAUUUAUUUUCUCAAUAUAUUUUUUAUAAUUUGUUUCAAAAUGUUUCUCUAUCAUAUAAAUUUUUUGUGCAUAUUUAUCUGUUUGCUAUGAACAGGCACGUAGGAAGCAAAUAUUUAAUGGGGGGGCAAAGGAGAGUAUCAUUAUAAGUGGUGGAUUUAACAAAGGGGGUGUCCGGGGGCUCUCCCCCGGUAGAAAAAAAAUUGUAUUCUAAGCAGCAAAAUGGUGCUAUUUAAGCAUCUUUCGUACAUAAAAAUAGAAUGUACUACUAGCAGAAAUUUUAACUUUUUUUUAUAAUAAAUUUACUUAAGGCUUGGCAUCACAAAACAGUGUUCACUUUUCAGUUUUCGCCUCGUAGAAUUCAUUUUAAAGGCAAUUUGUUGAAUUUUCCCACUGCACAGAGUACAUAAAUUACAAGCACCUUCAAAUUUAGUCCCCAGGUAUUAUCAAGUUAUCUAGAGCUGUAGAAAAGGCAAAGAUGUAUUUAUAAUUAAAAAUAUGUUUGACUAAUUGCAUCAUUAUUACAUGACGGUGGUUGAAGAUUAAUAUUUGUAGCGUGAGGUAAUAUAUUUUGCUAACUAUCUAUAGUUAUAGUUACAAGGAAAGGUCUAUACAUCAACCAAAUCUGAAUUAAGGCUCCAAAGUUUUGAAAAUUUACUAUUCGUUCUGUUUUUUAUUGAAAGGAGUACUAGAAAGUAUUUACACUGUAUUCAGAAAGGUCAAAAUAUUUUUUUUAGCAUUUAAAAUUAAAAAAAGUCACAAAAAUAAAUUUUUCGAUAAAUGCAGUUCAACUUUAAAAAAAUAAAAAAUAAAAAGAUGGAAGAAAGCUUUUUGCAAUAACACUCAUAUCAUUUUAUUCAGGAAAGUCGAAAUUUUAUUUUGGUAUUAAAAAUUAAAAAAAAUCAAUAUACGUAUUAUUUUUUUUACUGUCAUACUCCCCUUAAGAAUAAGUUUAAAAUGCGAACCCCACAGAAUAGGCGAGUGAAGAUGCUUAAAAAUAACUAGUCCAUUGAAAAGUUACAUUUGGAGUUGCGUUUUUUAGAGGACGCAAUUUUAUUUUUUUGAUGUGUAGGGGGGUCAGUGUAAAGCUAAAACCAAGUUUGUGGGGUCGCCACCCUUGUCCCACGGCCGCCAUCUUGAAAAUAGGGGUUGAAAUGGUUUUUACUAUAUAUCUCUUAAACUAUUUAUUUUAUAAAAAAAAAGUUAACAUUUUUUGUUGCAAAUUAAAUUCUCUACAACUUUGGUCCAGUAACUUUUUGUCAUAGAACUAUAAA